Vespula vulgaris is the source of this 631-nucleotide messenger RNA. RefSeq names its product phospholipid-transporting ATPase ABCA3-like. The record is from RefSeq and is a predicted model, not a curated record. NCBI's taxonomy places the organism in Eukaryota, Metazoa, Arthropoda, Insecta, Hymenoptera, Vespidae. Gene Ontology annotation, biological process: transmembrane transport; lipid transport. The transcript has 4 exons. Gene Ontology annotation, cellular component: intracellular membrane-bounded organelle; membrane. Bases 33 to 542 code for a protein of 169 amino acids. Gene Ontology annotation, molecular function: lipid carrier activity; ABC-type transporter activity.
CUAUAUGUGACAUAUUAUAUCAGGUACGAGAGAUGGGAAGAUCAAUGUUAAUCAUCACGCACAGUAUACAAGAAGCUGAAGCAAUGUGCAUUCGUGUUGGAAUUUUAGUGAAAGGACGAUUUGUAACAAUUGAUUCCUGCGAAAAUUUGAAAAGAAAACAUGGUAAUAAUUUCAUUCUAAGCAUUAGUGUAAUGCCCGCAUUUCAGGAUCAACAUAUAAUAACAAUUAACAAUAUUUUGAACGAGGCAUUUCCUGGAAUUAAAUUAAAAGAUUUUCAUAUGGGAAUUAUCCAGUAUGAGUUAGAUAGUGAUAUUUCACACAGUAAUGUAUUCGACGUAUUAGAACAAUUAAGACGAAGGCACCCAUGGUUAACAGAUUUUACCGUAAAUCAAUCGUCAAUGGAUCAAGUUUUUCUCGAUUUAGCUACAAAGAAUAAUUCAAUUACUCAAAAUCAAGUAAUACGGAGAAGAAAAUUCUUUGAUUUUUUGAAGCGUUUUAGACGAAGAAGCAAUCCUAGAGCUCCAAUUUUAAUAAACUCAUGAGAAAUGGUUUCAAAUUCUUCGGAUUAUCCAAUGGAUAUUUUGAAAGAAUAUCAUUCAAAUCGAUCGACAAAGGCAUUACCCAUUUUCCU